CUCAUUUUCAGAGUUCAGGUUUCAUUCUUAUUCAAAAUGGUAUGUAACGAUUGUUUUUUCUUGGGGCUGCUCAGCAAUCCAUUUUGGAGUUGAAAGAGCGAAUCAAUUCUAAUCUUCGUGUAGGAGAAUCAGGUUAUGCAUGCUGUUGUUGAUAAGGUUCUGGGAAGAACUGGUAACACUGGUAACGUCACUCAGGUGCGCGUCACCUUCCUGGAUGCCUCCAAGCGUUCUAUUGUUAGAAACGUGAAGGGACCCGUGCGUGAGGGAGAUAUUCUGACCCUGAUGGAAUGGGAACGUGAGGCUCGUCGUCUCCGAUAAAUUGACAAAUUGCCAAUCGAAACCUGAAUGGUUCCAUGUUUGUUUUUAAACCCUAGUGGGGUGAAGAUUGUUACUUUAAGAGUUCUUACUCAGUGACUAGAGACUAUCAUCACACCUUAAAGAAAUACAUACGUCUAUAUAUAUAA
This is a messenger RNA of Blastocystis hominis, 464 nucleotides long. Its product is annotated as Ribosomal protein S28e. Bases 136 to 318 code for a protein of 60 amino acids. NCBI's taxonomy places the organism in Eukaryota, Bigyra, Opalinata, Blastocystidae. Gene Ontology annotation, biological process: ribosomal small subunit assembly; translation; maturation of SSU-rRNA. Gene Ontology annotation, cellular component: cytosolic small ribosomal subunit; ribosome. Gene Ontology annotation, molecular function: structural constituent of ribosome. The record is from RefSeq and is a predicted model, not a curated record. The transcript has 3 exons.